GAGGCGGAGGCGCUGCGGGGCGCGAGGACCAGCGCCGGCAGCUCGCCCUCCACGCCGGCAGCGCUGCCGCCCCCGUCCUCGUGGAGGCGCCUCGCGCUGCGGGGCGCAGGCCUGCAGCUGCGGCGCCCGACCGCACGAGGCUGGCUGGCAGGCCCAGCAGCUCCCCCCCUGCGGCCGCCCUGGGUGGCUGCGCUGGAUGGCCAGACGCGGCGCCAGUCACGGCCAGCCUCCGCGCCGCGCUCCCCGGCAGUGCGCGGGGGCAGCGCGGCUGCUCGCCGCCGGGGGGGCGCAGCUGGGAGCCGGACCCCGCUCCGGGAUGCAGGCCGGCAGGACCCGAUGCAAGCGUCAGCUGCUUGGAGCACCACCUGGUCUGCCCAGCAGUUUCGAAGCAUUGGGUGAAUUGUGCAUGCCCGCGCCGCAAGAAAUUUUCAGUUGGGCGGCCUCGUCGUUUUCCUCCUCCUCCUCCUCUUGCUGCUCCUCCUCUCCUUCCUCGCCCUCCCUUGCUCCCCCCCUCCCCCCCCCUCUCGGGCUGCUGGGACGGCCCGCCCCGUGUAGCAGCACGAGCGCGGUGUGGUUUGGGGAUGCUCCUGGAUACGGGGAGAACGGGCGGCAAGGAUUGGCAAUGAGACGAAUCAAGGUAUCCAGCUUGUCUUGCUGUCCUGCGCGG
Molecule: messenger RNA, 667 nt
Organism: Prorocentrum cordatum
Lineage: Eukaryota; Dinophyceae; Prorocentrales; Prorocentraceae
Source: the annotation of a GenBank genome assembly